Messenger RNA from Botrytis porri, 291 nucleotides. RefSeq lists its product as uncharacterized. The record is from RefSeq and is a predicted model, not a curated record. Bases 1 to 291 code for a protein of 96 amino acids. NCBI's taxonomy places the organism in Eukaryota, Fungi, Ascomycota, Leotiomycetes, Helotiales, Sclerotiniaceae. The transcript is spliced from 2 exons.
AUGGAGACUAGGUACGCUUCUCUGUUUAACUUCAACGACGAUGAGGCCCUGGUUCUUGGGACAAUUCUGCGACAGAAUGAACUUGGCGAAUUCAAAAACACCUUUGGGGGAGAUGUUGAAGAUCACUGUUUGUGUAAGGAUCAAAUUGUGUUGAGGAAGGAGAAAGAACUCAGGAAGUGGAGAGUUCUUGUUAGAGCGUUCGUGGACAUUGAACGGAUCAUACAGCAGAAAACUGGAAAUGGUUACUCCGGAAAGCUUAGAGUGAUGGCGGAAGAGUUCACACUGGUUUGA